Coccidioides posadasii C735 delta SOWgp is the source of this 2083-nucleotide messenger RNA. RefSeq names its product sphinganine kinase lcb4 (gene LCB4). Gene Ontology annotation, biological process: phosphorylation; sphingosine biosynthetic process. NCBI's taxonomy places the organism in Eukaryota, Fungi, Ascomycota, Eurotiomycetes, Onygenales, Onygenaceae. Gene Ontology annotation, cellular component: intracellular membrane-bounded organelle; cytoplasm; membrane. The record is from RefSeq and is a predicted model, not a curated record.
CAAUGACGCUCAGUAGUUUGCUUGAUUGCGAUCGCUCGCCAGAUGGAUACUCGUCGUCUGAAGAGGAACAGCUGCAGCGUGUGGAUAUAGGGAAAGAUUCUGUCCUUGCUGUUGGACCGAAAACAUUGUUGAUUUUGACCGCUAAGUCUCUUGUCAUCGCUGAUGAAAACGCGAAGAAAAAGGAUUCCCGUAGCUGCUGUUCCCCAUAUUGGUGCUCUGGGAAAUUGCAAAGACUAUCUAUUCCGUAUUUUAACGUCUUAUGGGCGGACGUAUCCCACGAGUACAUCACCAUAAAAUAUGCAGAAUCAACCUCAAACGACGAUGUCUCAGUUGCGUCAGUGUACUACCCAGUUGAUCCGGCGCACAAAUCGAAAACUAAACAAUGGCUCGAGGAGCUUAUGAACGCGGCUUACGGGAAAGCACAGCGCGAAAAGAAAGUCAAAGUGCUUAUAAAUCCGUUCGGAGGGAAAGGUCGAGCUCAAAAGCUGUAUUCCAGGGAGGUUGAGCCUGUAUUCGCAGCAGCACAAUGCGAAGUUGAUGUUGAAAUAACUACUCAUCAGGGUCAUGCGGUAGAGAUUGCACAGAAUAUUGACCUUCAAGCGUAUGAUGUGAUUGCGCCUGCAUCUGGUGAUGGUGUUGCCUACGAAGUUUUUAACGGAUUGGGUAAAAGAGCUGAUGCUGGCGAAGCACUCCGCAGUCUUGCGGUAGCCCAUAUUCCAUGUGGAUCCGGAAAUGCAAUGAGCUGGAAUCUUUACGGUACGGGUUCUCCGAGCAUGGCUGCACUUUGUAUAGUUAAGGGUUUGAGAACUCCCUUAGAUCUCGUCUCCAUCACACAAGGAGAUAGAAGAACGCUGUCGUUUCUGUCGCAGUCAUUUGGUAUAAUUGCUGAGAGCGACCUUGGAACGGACCAUAUCCGAUGGAUGGGUAGCGCUCGCUUCACAUAUGGAUUUCUAGUUCGGCUUUUUGGGAAAACAGUGUAUCCGUGUGACCUUGCUGUCAAAGUUGAAAUUGGCGAUAAAGACGACAUCAAGGAUCAUUAUCGAGCCGGGUUGGAACAAAAGUCUUCUCAUUCACCCCGAGGUUCUAAAUCUGAAACCGUUGGACUCCCGCCUCUCCGGCACGGUACGGUCGCUGAUCCCCUCCCUGACGAUUGGGAGCUUAUCACGCACGACAAAAUGGGUAACUUUUAUGCUGGAAACAUGGGAUAUAUGGCACCAGAUGCCAAUUUCUUCCCAACUGCGCUACCAAAUGAUGGGAUGCUCGAUUUGAUAACAAUUCGCGGCGAUAUUUCUCGGCUAACUGCGCUUCAGAUGCUUAUGGCUGUUGAAAAUGGUACGCUGUUUGACAUGCCUGAAGUACACGUCCAGAAGGUUUCCGGCUAUAGGAUUAUUCCCCGGGAAAGGGAGGAUGGCUAUAUUAGUAUCGAUGGGGAGAAAGUGCCAUUUGAGCCUUUUCAAGCGGAAGUCCAUAAAGGACUCGGGACCGCUAUUUCGAAAUCCGGCCACAGGUACCAAACACCGGAAAUCCGGUGAUUUUCCGCUGCCUUCUUUGAAGAUGAUACAGGAAUCCCGCCCCCGACGAUUCACAAAAUCCUGUGGCACCGAUACUAUGUUCGUGGAGCUAUCCGUUUUAUUUCCAUCAGCAUUCCUUUUCUGCCUUGGCUUGAUGGCAUAUUGGAGGGUGCUGGCGUCAAGAGAUUCAGAUUUUGUACUUUUAUUCCGUUGGUUUCUCCUUUCAAAAUCUCCGCCCAAGUCUUCCACCUUUCCUUGGCAGAGCCCUUUUUAAGCUCUUUUCCCUGAUUGUCCAAGACCCAUCAUGGUGGUUCCAUUGUGUUGUUGUUGGACGCUAUCACGACGUGUUAGAAAUAAAUUUCAUUCUUACAAUCUUCAGGCCUUUUGAUGCCUCCUAGCUGGGAUAAUGGCGUUUUCCCAGCGCCCAGCAGGUGCAUGUAUAUUACUGCAAGGCAGGGACGAAUUUCUUCGACAGAUUUCAGCCUGAUCGCUGGAUGAUGUGGCUUCUGUUAACCUCCUGGCACCCAGAUAUGAGAUAUUAAGGGCCAGAAACACAUAGCAUUGUAUGUAGG